Molecule: messenger RNA, 4057 nt
Organism: Bombus terrestris (buff-tailed bumblebee)
Lineage: Eukaryota; Metazoa; Arthropoda; Insecta; Hymenoptera; Apidae
Product: 5'-3' exonuclease PLD3
Exons: 13
Coding region: 697-2703 (668 amino acids)
Molecular function (GO): catalytic activity
Source: RefSeq, a predicted model, not a curated record
UCUACUGCUUCGUCCUGUUGGGCAAACUAUAGUCGAUAUAGUCUAUUCCGUUUAACAUUGGUCAUAUGUGCUUGAUAAAUAAGUCUGUCAUGAGUGAUGAAAAAUAUUCGGUUAAUUUGAGUCACAAAAAUCGUGUGUAAAUAACGAUCGUUCCAACGAAUUCCAAAGGGAAACGGAGUUUGUGACUAUGUAGCUAUUUUUAUGAAAAGUAAAAUAGUACGUUCGUUAUUCAACUAUUUUCUCUGGCAUGUUUAAUAUCGUAGUCCGAUAUCUCAUUAAGAAAAUUGUUUCGGAAAUUGAAGUGAACGAAAAAGAAACAACAGCAUUUCAUCGGUAUCAUCCCUUGAUACCGAUAUUGUUCUAUAUCCGCCUAUAAAGACACAACAUAACAUACAUGUACACACGCAUACAUAUGUAUGUGCGAUUUAUCGGUCGUCCAAAUUAGAUCGUAACAAGUUUAACGGAGAUAAAUCAUAAAUAAUAUGGAAAAGUACCGUUUUGAAAGUUUUGAAGACGAAAUAUGUAGGUCACAGAAAGUUCUUGAGCGCAAGUCCGUCGCGCAGCAAACGCGACUUUUCGAUCGACACUGUUCGUUUCGUAAAAUACGUCGGUGGUAGGUCGACGGACGCAACGUUUAGAACGGCGCACGUGUGUAAAUGUUACCGAAGAUUUCCUUCGUCCGGUAAAUGCAUCAGGAUGUCUUUUUUCGCUUGGAAAGGGAGCAAUCGUUCCGAAAAUACCGAACACGGUGGACGCAAUUUACAAGAUGGUCUUUUUCAAAUUGCAUCUCAGGCUUGUCACAUAUUAGUACAAGUGAACAACACGCACAACGUUUCGUACGGUGGAAACAAUAAUGUAAGGAAUAUCGCAUAUUCGAAAUGUUCCGGCAAUGACGAAGAUUCGAUACGUCAUACAGCUUCUUCCACGAGUAAAGCCACUACUUCCACGGUUAAGUCUUAUACGAAGUACAUGAAAGAACAAGGCAAGGAUCAGGAUGUAGUCGUUUUAUUGCCACAUCGUAAGAGCAGAACGCCUCUUGUUAAGCACAAAUUAUCCACAGUUUCUGAGAAUGCCAGAUUAGAAUUGAACCCAUCAAAGUAUAGCGGCAGUGGUGGUAGAAAUAGUGGUUCUGGUGGUGGAUCUGGUGCCAGUGCAGCUAACUGUAAUACCACCGCUCCUGACGAUGAUUUCGAAUUGUGGGAUUAUUCCGGUUUUAUGUUAAGAAACGAUACUGAUGAUCCAAUUACGAAUGGGAAAUGGGGAGGUGCACAAGGAUGGUGCAGACCAAGCUGCAUUCCAAUUACAGUCAUACUAAUUUUGAUAGUGCUGGUUGUUUUAUUGCCAUUAUUAGAUCAUGCAGCGGAUAAAUACGCGUCGAACGGCACGAAUUUCGAUUUCGAUACGAGUUGCAUGAAUGGCUGUAAUUUAUCUUUCGUGGAAACUUUGCCAAUCGGCAUGAGUUACACGAAUAACACCGUUUUUCUCGACAACACUUACGACUCUUGGAUCAAAUUGAUUUCAUUGGCGCGGGAAAAGAUAGAAAUAGCAUCGUUUUAUUGGACUAUGAGGAGGGAAGAUGUGUAUCCAGACGAUAGUGCGAAACAGGGUGAAGAAAUUUUCCAUUUGCUUCUCGAAGCGGGCAGAGAUCGGAAUAUUUUACUGAAGAUAACGCAAAAUAUACCAUCGCAAAUAAGACCGAACAUCGAUACGGAAGUGUUGACGAAAAAGGCAAACGCUAAGGUCAAAAGUUUAAAUUUUGCUGGAUUGUUCGGAGGAGGAGUACUUCAUUCGAAAUUAUGGCUCGUUGACAGAACGCAUUUAUAUAUUGGUUCUGCGAAUAUGGAUUGGCGGUCGCUCUCGCAGGUGAAGGAACUUGGUUUAAUGGCUUUAAAUUGCAGUUGUUUGGCAAACGAUUUUGCCAAGAUAUUCGACAUUUAUUGGACAGUAGGCAACGAUGGUAAAAUACCUUCUGUUUGGCCGGAUUAUCUUAAUACGAGAAUUAAUUUAAAGAAUCCGAUGAACUUUACAUUUAUGAAUAAUAAAUAUAAAACAUUUGUUGCGAGUUCACCUCCGCCAUUUUCGCCAAAAGGUAGAACGAAUGACGUGGAUGCUAUUCUUUAUUGUAUCGAAAAAGCCGAGAAAUUUAUUUACAUCUCAGUGAUGGAUUAUUUUCCACUGACUAUAUAUACAGCUAAAAUCAAAUAUUGGCCGAUAAUAGAUGAUGCACUGAGAACGGCAGCUAUCGAACGUAAAGUACACAUACGACUAUUGAUAUCGUCGUGGAAGCAUACGAGAAAAUCAGAGGUUUUCUUUUUGAAAUCGCUCAUGGAACUAACAGAUAGUUAUGCGGGUGUGAAAAUUGAAGUGAGAAAAUUUAUAGUUCCUACGAAUCCUGAUUUCGACAGAAUACCGUUCUCAAGGGUAAAUCACAAUAAAUAUAUGGUGACCGAUGUAACAGCGUAUAUAGGAACAAGCAACUGGUCUGGCGAUUAUUUUAUAAAUACAGCAGGUAUAGGUACGGUAUUCGAGACUAUCGGCGAUCAGACUUCGGAAAAUCUUAGGCAGCAAUUGGAAAAUAUUUUUCAUCGCGAUUGGUAUUCUGAAUAUUCUUAUGCUUUAAACGAAAGUAUACCAUUUGUGAAACGAUCGACAAAUACCAUCGAAGACUACUACCUACGAUCAUCACGUUACAUAUUAGCGUGACAAUAUCAACGAUUUGAUCAACGUUUCCAGCGAAGACAAUGAAAAUCAUUUCUUGCUGCUUAAUACGAAGUCUUGAAGACGAAUUUCUUAAAUGUUUUGUCCCUUGUCAUUGACAAAAUUAAACUCAUUCUUUUUUUCCUUAUCUUUUUUUUCUUUUUUUUUUACGAAGCACAUUCUUACGAUUAUCCAUACUCAGCAAAUAUCGACUUCGAGCUGACGUUUUGUUUGUUCCGUGUACAUUACAUACACAAACACAUUCCUCUUUCAUUCUCUUUUAUGUUGUUCCAUCUCUGCUGUUAUUUCUUUAAAGACAUACACGAGCGUACAUUUACACCCACGCGUACCAUCUCCUUUGGAUUCCAUCUCUCUCACUUGCUCGCUUACUUACUCAUACUUCUUUCCCUCCAUCUGAUGUGCGCAUUCACGCACAUACACACUCAUUAACCACGAAGUAAGUACCUACGUAUCUGAAAUUUUAAACCUAUAGGAAUAAUCUUACAUAACGGACGUUUGUGUGCCUUGCUUUAAGUGACCUUGCGAAUGUCUUCUAUGGAAAAUCAUUUUAAUAUUAAAACCCAAGCAAUAUUCCGUCCAUAUAAUAAUAUAAUUCUGAAAAAGAUUAUAUACAUUUUAAUAAUUAAUAUUUAAAAUAUUCCGUUAUUAUAUGUGAUUGAUUUAAACGUUGCUCCAAGAAAAGGGAAGAAGAAAAAAGUGCUGCACGAACUUGUGACAUUUAUUAGAAUUCAAUAUAAAUACAACAAGCAUUAGUAACGUUACAUGAUCUGCAACUUUUUAUCGAUACAAAUCCUAGAAUUAAUAGUAAAUGUGCUAAUUACUGACGUAUCUACCUGCAAACAAGUUACUUCUGAUGUUCAUGUGACGUUUAAACUAUAUGCAUUAUACAUACAUCCUUGCGUGGAAAGAUACGCGAUUUUAGUAAAUCAAUCUCAUAAGUGUUACAAAAAGUUGCGUUUUUUCAUAAGUAUAUUCGAAUUAGCAUGAAAAAUUGUAUACUUGAAAAAAUGUUUACAUCAUUAUUAAUUUGUUUAUUUAUUGCGAAACAAAGUUCGUUUGAAACUUACAGUAACGUAAAGAUUUGUGCUUCUACUACAAUUCACUGCAAGCAACAACGAAUUUUAUUUUUCCGCGGUUCGUUAUAAGCAAAUCGUUUUUGUAUAACUCACGUAUUUUCUAUACAUAUAAGUAUACAUUUUAAUUGUACUUCCGUUCUUAUACAUUUUUGUACAGAAACAGAAAUAGAUUAUAAAUGUGCAUACGUAUAUAUGCAGCUAAAGGUUGUAUAAUCAUAAAUUAUUAAUUAUUAACUAUUAGCAUUAGAAAACAGUACUUCUAA